AUGAAGUUCCUCCUCCUUGCGGCGGCCUUUGCUUUAGCGGCCAAUGCCCAUUUCCAACUUCAGUUUCCUGACCCCCGCGGCGCGUUCAACGAGGACAAUGAGCCGACAUUUUGCGACGGAUACACUUCGGUUGCACAAAACAGAACCGAUUUCCCACUUGAUAGUGGCUUUUUCUCUCUAAAUUCGGAGCAUCCCCAGUGGACUGCGGCUGUAUAUCUAAGCACGUCUUCGAACCCGACCUCGUUUGAUGAUUUUGAACAAAUCGUGCCGUUUUUCGAACUGAAAGGAGAAGGACUCUUCUGUCUUUCUUUGAAUCUUUCCUCUACAAAUGCCACCGGUCUUACGAGUGGCCAGAACGUGACCCUUCAGUUCCUGUACAAUGGAGGCGAUGACCAGCUUUACCAGUGCUCCGACUUGACGUUGUUGGGCAACUUCAGUCUUUCCCAGAGCAUAGAUGCAACUUGUACCAAUUCUACGAACUCCACGAACUCUACGAGCUCUGGUUCCAGCUCGAGUUCAGGUUCUGACCCCCUCGCGAGUUCCCUAUCAUUGUCCGGCCUCAUUGUGUGGGUUGUUGGUACCAUGGCUUUCCUCUUCAUGUAA
Messenger RNA from Guyanagaster necrorhizus, 603 nucleotides. RefSeq lists its product as uncharacterized. The coding region runs from base 1 to 603 and encodes 200 amino acids. The transcript has 5 exons. The record is from RefSeq and is a predicted model, not a curated record. NCBI's taxonomy places the organism in Eukaryota, Fungi, Basidiomycota, Agaricomycetes, Agaricales, Physalacriaceae.